Messenger RNA from Callorhinus ursinus (northern fur seal), 5081 nucleotides. The record is from RefSeq and is a predicted model, not a curated record. Lineage: Eukaryota; Metazoa; Chordata; Mammalia; Carnivora; Otariidae.
UUUGCGGGGGUCUUUCGUGUUCUGGACUACACUUUCCAGAGGCCUCCGCGAGUGACGUCACUUCCUUCUAAGGUGGUCAGCGCCGUUGUGCUGGAGCGAGCUGCACAGCGCCCCGGCCGGGGAAGCGCGGCCCGUGGGUUCGUUCCGGUCUGGCGGAGCGUGAGCCGGACGCCGGGGAGGCUGAAGGUGACCAGAGACUUAAGGGAAGAGCCGCUGUUGGACAACUGAGAGUUUUAUCCAAGGACUGCACUUCUCCAUGAGGAGAAGCCAGAGGAGGACUCAUAAGUUGCAAUUCUAAGCCAUGCCUUGUAGGUUGGUGUUGUUCAAGGAUGUGGCCGUAGACUUCUCUCAGGAGGAGUGGGAGUGCCUGGACUUGGAACAGAAAGAUUUGUACAGAGAUGUGAUGUUGGAAAACUAUAGCAACCUGGUCUCACUGGCAGGAUUUUCCAUUUCUAGAGCAGAUGUGCUUUCCUUAUUGAAGCAAGGGAAAGAGCCCUGGAAGGUUGUGCAGGAUGUGACAAGAAGUCAGAGUUCAGACUGGGAAUCCAGGUGUGAGACCAAAAACCUGUCCUCAAAGAGAGGAAUUUAUGAAAUAGAAUCAUCUCAAUGGGAGAUAAUAGAACAGCUCACAAGACAUAAGUGUGAGUGUAAAAGUUUUCAAGAUGAUAGGGAAUGCAAAGACAAGAUUGAAAGCCAAUUAGGAAAUAAAGAGGGACUUUUCAGGCAACUAUUAAUCACUUGUAAAGAAAUUCCCAAUUUUAGCCAGACCACAUCCCUCACAUUAAAACGAAGAAUUCAUUUUCUGGAGAAAUCCUAUGAAUGUAAAGCAUGCAGAAAAUACUUUAUCCGUGGCUUUCAACUUACAGAACAUCAGAAAGUUCAUUCCAAUGAAAAAUUCUAUGAAUGUAAAGAAUGUGGAAAGGCCUUUAUUUGGGGCUCAGAACUUACUUACCAUCAGAGAGUUCAUGUUAAGAAACCCUAUGAAUGUAAGGAAUGUGGAAAAGCCUUUAUUUGUGCCUCACAGCUUACUUAUCAUCAAAGAAUUCAUACUGGGGAGAAACCUUAUAAAUGUAAAGAGUGUGGGAAGGCCUUUAUUCGUGGCUCUCAUCUUACCCAACAUCAAAGAAUUCAUACUGGUGAAAGACCCUAUGAAUGUAAUGAAUGUGGUAAGGCCUUUUUUCGUGGGUCUCAACUUACUUACCAUCAGAGAGUUCAUACUGCAGAGAAACCCUAUCAAUGUAAAGAAUGUGGAAAGGCCUUUAUUCGUGGCUCCCAACUUACUGAACAUCAGAGAAUUCAUACAGGUGAGAAACCUUAUGAAUGUAAGAAAUGUGGGAAAGCCUUUAGUUACGGCUCACAGCUUACUCUACAUCACAGACUUCAUACUGGCGAAAAACCCUAUAAAUGUAAAGAUUGUGAGAUGUCCUUUAUUCGUGGCUCACAACUUACUGAACAUCAGAGGAUUCAUACAGGUAGGAAACCACAUGAAUGUAAGCAAUGUGGAAAGGCCUUUAACUAUGGCUCACAGCUUAUUCGACAUCAGAGGAUUCAUACUGGUGAGAAACCCUAUGAAUGCCAAGAAUGUGGGAAAUCAUUUAUUCGUGGCUCACAACUUACUGAACAUCAAAAAAUUCACACUGGUGAAAAACCUUUUGAAUGUAAGGAAUGUGGGAAAGCCUUUAUUCGUGGCUCACAUCUUACUCAGCAUCAGAGGAUUCAUACUGGUGAGAAACCCUAUGAAUGUAAAGAGUGUGGGAAGGCCUUUAUUUAUAGCUCACAACUGACUCAACAUCAGAGAAUUCAUACAGGUGAGAAUCCCUGUGAAUGUAAGCAGUGUGGGGAGAUCUUUAUUUGUGCCUCACAGCUUACUCUACAUCAGAUUUCUCAUUCUGGUAGGAAACCAUAUGAAUGUAAGGAAUGUGGUAAGGCUUUUAUUCGUGGCUCACAGCUAACUUAUCAUCAGAGAGUUCAUACUGGUGAGAAGCCCUAUGCGUGUAAUGAAUGUGGGAAAGCCUUUAUUCGUGGUUCACAUCUUACCCAGCACCAGAGAAUUCAUACUGGUGAGAAACCAUACAAAUGUCAUGAAUGUGGGAAGGCCUUCAAUCGUGGCUCACAACUUACUCAACAUCGGAGAAUUCAUUCUGGUGAAAAGCCUUAUAAAUGUAAUGAAUGUGGUAAGGACUUUAGACGUCACUCACACCUUACUCAACAUCCUAGGUGUCAUUCUACUGAGAAACCCUAUAAAUGUAAGGAAUGUGGGAAGGCUUUUAGACGAGCCUCACACCUAACUCAACAUCAUAGUAUUCAUACUGGUGAAAAACCCUAUGAAUGUAAGCAAUGUGGGAAGGCUUUUAGUCGUGAUUCACAGCUCAUUCUUCAUCAGAGACUUCAUACUGGUGAGAAACCCUAUGCAUGCAAGGAAUGUGGGAAGGCCUUUACUCAGAGCUCACAACUUAUUUUACAUCACAGAAUUCAUACUGGUGAAAAACCGUAUAAAUGUGAAGAAUGCGGGAAAGCCUUUAUUCGUAGCUCACAACUCACCCGACAUCAAAAAGUCCAUACUGGUGAGAAACCUUAUGAAUGUAAAGAAUGUGGGAAGGCCUUUACUCAGAACUCACAACUUACUCUGCACCAGAGACUUCAUACUGGUGAGAAACUCUAUGAAUGUAAAGAAUGUAGAAAGGUCUUUACUCAGCUCUCACAACUUAUUUUGCAUAAGAGAAUUCACACUGGUGAAAAACCUUAUGAAUGUAAGGAAUGUGGGAAAGCUUUUAUUUGUGGCUCACAGCUUUCUCAACAUCAGAAAAUUCACAAUGGGGAAAAGCCAUAUGAAUGUAAGGAAUGUGGAAAGGCCUUUAUUCGUGGCUCUUUGCUUAUGCAACAUCAGAGGAUUCAUACUGGGGAAAAGCCCUAUAAAUGUGAUGAAUGUGGGAAAGCCUUUAUCCGUGGCUCACAACUUACUCAACACCAGAGAAUUCAUACCAAUGAGAAGCCCUAUGAAUGUAAGGAAUGUGGAAAGACCUUUAGUCAUGGCUCACAACUUACUCAACAUCAGAGAAUUCAUACUGGUGAGAAACCCUAUCAAUGUAAGGAAUGUGGAAAGGCUUUUAAUCGUGGCUCACUCCUUACUCGACAUCAAAGGAUUCAUACUGGUGAAAAACCCUAUGAAUGUAAAGAAUGUGGAAAGACGUUUAGUCGUGGCUCAGAACUUACUCAACAUGAGAGGAUUCAUACCGGUGAGAAACCCUAUGAAUGUAAGGAAUGUGGGAAGUCUUUUAUUCGUGGCUCACAGCUUACUCAACAUCAGAGAAUUCAUACUGGUGAGAAACCGUAUGAAUGUAAAGAAUGUAGAAUGGCCUUUACUCAGAGUUCACAUCUUUCUCAACAUCAGAGACUUCAUACUGGUGAAAAACCAUAUGUAUGUAAUGAAUGUGGUAAGGCCUUUGCUCGUGGCUUGCUCCUUAUACAGCAUCAGAGAAUUCAUACAGGUGAGAAACCGUAUCAGUGUAAGGAAUGUGGGAAGGCCUUUAUUCGUGGUUCACAACUUACUCAACAUCAGCGAAUUCACACUGGAGAAAAGCCUUAUGAAUGCAAGGAAUGUGGGAAGGCCUUUAGUCAUGGCUCUCAACUUACUUUACAUCAAAGAAUUCAUACUGGUGAGAAGCCCUAUGAAUGCAAAGAAUGCAGAAAAGCAUUUACUCAGAGCUCACAUCUUUCUCGACAUCAGAGAGUUCAUACUGGUGAGAAACCCUAUCAAUGUAAGGAAUGUGGGAAGGCCUUUACUCGUGGUUCACAACUAACUCAACAUCAGAGAAUUCAUAUCAGUGAGAAAUCUUUUGAAUAUAAGGAAUGUGGGAUAGACUUCAGUCAUAGCUCACAAGUUUAUAUAUGAAUUAUCUGAUUCUUUGUGUUUAAGAUAGCCUUCUCUGGUCACUAAUCCAUUAUUGUCAAAGAAUUCCUAAAAUGUGAAUAUGGGAGCAUAUUUGCCUCAUAAAGUUCAGCAUCAGUGAAUUCUAAUGGGGGAAGAUAACUAUUAAUGUAAUCUAUGUAGAAAAACCUAUCAUUACUGAAAACCUAUUAAACUUUAGCAUAUUAUAAUAGAGAAUAAUUCUGUUAAUAUAGUAAAUAUAUUGAGGCCUUUAGCUGUAGAAUAUGUCUUUUUCAACAUUACCCUGUCUCUACCAGCUGCUUUCCUUCAUGACAUUUAUCAUAAUUAACCUCUGCUUUGGUUUAAUCAUUUAUAAGAUAAGCCUAAGAAUAAUACCUUCCUUGUAAGAUUCUUGGAAGUAUUAUGUGAAACAUUUCAUGUAAAGCUCUUAGAGCAGUGCCUUGAACAUAGCAUAUCACAAGUAUUAGCUAUCAUUACUAGUAUGAUUUUAGAGAAUUUGCAUGAGAAGAGGAAACUUAGGAAUAUAAUGAAUAUUAAGAAAUCUUUCAUUAACACUUGACCCUGACUCUUUGAGUUGGGGGCACUGUAUGCUGUAAUGAAUAUGAGAAAGCUUUCAUUCACAUCUCAUCCCAUAUACUAGAAAAGGAAACUCAUACUGUUGCGGGGGGAACCCACAAAACAUUGUAGAUUUAAUCAGUGGAUUGUUGAAGAGAGGUGAAGUGAAUUGUAACAAGGUCCAGAAACUCAUAUGUCCUAUCAUUUUUUUUUACCACAAUUCAAGAAUAUUAUUUAGAAAUGAAUAACAAUGGAUAGCCAAAAUAAAAUUUCCUACUAGGAAAUUUCUAAAAACUUGAAUGUACAGCUUUUGAAUUAAACUAAAAAUAAACCAACAUUACUAUUUUUCAGUGAAACAUGAUGACAGUCUGUCAGGGACCGUUAUUUCCCUACCCAAUAUCCAUUUUUCCUUUAGAAUUCUUGGCUGAAAAAUCAUCUCAGCCCCUCUUGCAGGUCAACAAGAUGGAAGUGGUAUUGUACAAUGUAGGACAUUUAAGAGUACCUUUUCUCUCUUUGUAUUUCUUUGUUUCCCUGCCUACAAUGUGGACAUUUAAUUUACAGCUCUGGUGACUUUAUGGAGAAUUUGAGAAUGGUUAUCUGGGUACUAAGGAUGAUGGAGCAGAAAUACAGAAUGAGU